Bipolaris victoriae FI3 is the source of this 1215-nucleotide messenger RNA. RefSeq lists its product as hypothetical. Gene Ontology annotation, molecular function: glycosyltransferase activity. The transcript has a single exon. Lineage: Eukaryota; Fungi; Ascomycota; Dothideomycetes; Pleosporales; Pleosporaceae. Bases 1 to 1215 code for a protein of 404 amino acids. The record is from RefSeq and is a predicted model, not a curated record.
AUGGAAUUUCACCACCUCAUUCCUGAAGGCUGCCAUGCCGUUCCGCAUGAGAAACUCGAUCUCCGCCCAGAUGAAGAAAUCGAUUCCGAGCUACAGAGUGCGAGACCUAUCGUUAGUCAGAAGAACAUAUGGUUCUUCUGGCAUGCUGGGUUCAGCGCUUUACAUCCAUAUACGAAGCGUAACAUUCGGACCUGGCAUCGUCGGUUUUCGAAGAAGGGUUGGACGAUCCGCGUGAUCAGUUGCGAUCCUAGCGAUGCCUUGAAUAUCGCAAACCUUCUAAACAUAAAAGACCGGAACUUGUUUCCUGCGGCUUUUGAGGAUGGAACAAUAGGUGGAAGAUACGCCGCACAGCAUACGUCCGAUCUUGUUCGAUGGCCUCUGUUACUCAGAUAUGGCGGCAUUUACGCGGACGUUGGAAUGAUACAGAUUGGGGAUGUAGAUCGUCUGUGGAACGAAACAAUCGGAGACCGUUCUUCCGGUUACGAAGUCCUGAGCUACAGAGGCCCGCAACAGCAGGGAAGGAAUCUCACAAACUACUUCCUCGGCUGUAAAGCAGGCAAUGAACUUUUCGCUCGUUGCCACAGACUUUUCCUCAAACUUUGGGAGGGUCGAACAGAUACCGUGGGACUGCAUGCACAUCCAUUGCUGGAAGGCGUUCCUUUGCAGGGUGGGUCUUUUGAGAUAAGAGAAGAAGGAAAGCCUACUAUCAAUAAAGAAGAAGCUGGAAAGAUGCUGACAGACUACAUUAUACAAGGCCAGGUCGUUAGCAUGGUCAUGGGUUUGGUUGAUGAAGUAGAAGGGUGGAAUGGACCAGAAUACGUUGAAAAUCACGUGUACGGAAUCGACUUCAUAAGCGGGAGCCAGCUUAUCAACGAGUUGACUGGCUGGAAUGGGAAGGUACAAUUCGAGUUGAUGUCAACAAAGAUGCCUGAGCAAGGGGCAAAAGAGAAUGACAAGCAGAAGAAGGCGAGGGAAAUCAUUCAAACAGUGCUACAAAACAGCUGGGGCUUCAAAUUGGCCCACGGAAUGAUAUUGGCUGUAUACAAGGAGACGCUAGGAAGUCUUUGGAGGGAUAAUGAAGGCUCUGAUGUUUCUCAUGGAACAUAUGCAGCAUGGUUCAGACACGCAACAUUAUACUGGGACCAGGAUGCAAUCCCCUGUAAAGUUGAUUUCCCAGUCACUCAGCCUUGGAAGAGAGGUGCAUUACUAGAUUGA